Molecule: messenger RNA, 427 nt
Organism: Lobosporangium transversale
Lineage: Eukaryota; Fungi; Mortierellomycota; Mortierellomycetes; Mortierellales; Mortierellaceae
Exons: 2
Coding region: 66-296 (76 amino acids)
Biological process (GO): mitochondrial electron transport, cytochrome c to oxygen
Source: RefSeq, a predicted model, not a curated record
CCCGCAUCAAGAUCCUGUCAAAAACUCUCCAUUCACAUUUCAAUCAAUACAACCGUCCAUCAAUCAUGAACGCCGCUGUCUUUGCUCGUACCGGAAUUCGUGCUCGCGCCACUGUUGGAGCCACCCCCCUGCGUAGCGGCGCUUACCACUGGACCAAUGAUAACGGCAAGAACAUCCCCUUCUCAACCAAGAACAAGCCCGCUCUUGCUGUCAAAGUUGUUGCCUACCUCGGCACUGGUUUCGCCCUUCCCUUCGUUUCCGCCUACUGGCAACACUACAAGGCCGGUCGUGUUUAAAAAUUAGAAAAAGAAAAAAAAAAAAUUAGAAAAAACAAUUCUCCUCUCAAAAUUUAUCCACACCCUCCUCUUCUUUUCCCUACAAUUUGAUAACGUACACAUCUCAAGAAACAAUUUCAGUAGAACGUUUG